Acanthochromis polyacanthus (spiny chromis) is the source of this 3138-nucleotide messenger RNA. RefSeq names its product NIMA-related kinase 11 (gene nek11). The record is from RefSeq and is a predicted model, not a curated record. Gene Ontology annotation, biological process: protein phosphorylation. Bases 85 to 1860 code for a protein of 591 amino acids. Gene Ontology annotation, molecular function: protein kinase activity; ATP binding. The transcript has 16 exons. NCBI's taxonomy places the organism in Eukaryota, Metazoa, Chordata, Actinopteri, Pomacentridae.
GACUUUGGUGUCCAUGGAAACGAGAUCAAACGCGGAAGUGCUGCGUCCAGACCUGCUGCAGGUGUUUUUAGGUGAGUCCACAGGAUGCCCAGGUUCCAGGAGGUGGAGGGAGGCCAGACUUCAACCCCUGGUGGUGGCAGUGGUGAUCUGGUUGCUAAGCGAUACAUCAUCCUGCAGAGUCUGGGCCGAGGGAGUUUUGGUUCAGUUUAUCUGGUGCAGGAUGUCAAAGCUACAGACGGAGAAGAGCUGAAAGUGUUGAAGCAGAUUCCUCUGGGCGACCUCCGACCCGACGAGACGGUCCGAGCCACUCAGGAGGCCCAGCUGCUGUCUCAGCUGCACCACCCGGCCAUCCUCAGCUUCCACCACAGCUUCCUGGAGCGAGACGCCUUCUGCAUCGUCACAGAGUACUGCCAGGAUCGAGAUCUGGACUGUAAGCUGCAGGAGGUGAAGCGAGCUGGCCGGCGCCUUUCCGAGAACCAGGUCGUUGAUUGGCUCAUCCAGCUGCUCCUCGGCCUUCACUACAUGCAUGACAGGCGGAUCCUCCAUCGAGAUCUGAAGGCCAAAAACGUCUUCCUGAAACGAAACCUCAUUAAAAUCGGUGAUUUUGGCGUUUCCUGCCUGCUGAUGGGGUCAUGUGACCUGGCGACCACCUUCACUGGGACUCCGUUCUACAUGAGUCCAGAGGUGCUGAACCACCAGGGCUACGACUCCAAGUCUGACGUCUGGGCUCUGGGCUGCCUCCUCUAUGAGAUGUGCUGUCUGACUCACGCCUUCCAGGGGCCCAACUUCAUGUCUGUGUUGAUGAGGAUCGUGGAGGGAGAAACCCCGACGCUGCCCUCCACAUACUCUGCAGACCUGAACUCUGUCAUGCAGAGGAUGCUACAGAAACAACCUUCAUGUAGACCGACAGCGGCUGAGAUUCUGAGGAGCAGAUUCAUGGAAGAAAACAUGCAGAAGAUGAAGGACAGGUUUGUCUUUGUGUCAUCUGGAGGAGACAAAGAUGCUGAACUCAUCGCUAAGAACAUGCAGACGAAGGUUCACCUGCAGACGCUGAUUGAUCGGUCAGAGUUGGAGAAGAUGACACCCAGAGAGAGAAUGAGGCUCCGUAAACUGCAGGCUGCUGACGAGAAGGCCAAGAGACUCAGGAAACUGGCCGAGGAAAAAUAUGAGGAGAUUCACACCUGCAGGAGAGAACUGAGGAGCCGCCAUUUUGAAAAAGUCAGUCUGGACGUUCUGAAUGGGGACAGAGAGGGCGGAGCCUGUCAGAGCUGGCCAAUCAGCAGCCAGGAUCACCAGAGUGCUGGCAGAUUGCAGUCGAUCCAGAAGCAGGAUGAGUCAGAGGAAGAGCCUCCAGGAAUCCCAGAGGACCCUCAAGCUGCUGAAGUUUAUUACAACCAGGAUGGAUUCGACUCGUGUUCGGAGGACGAGGAGUCGCCUGCAGAGACUCUUUACCUGUCCGACCCACAGGUCAGUGAGCUGGAGGCCAUGAUGAAGCACAUGCAGGAAGUUCUAGAAGAGGAUCUGAGCGGAGACCCAGCAGAGCCAGAGGCCCCUCAGAGCCCACAGGGGCCCCUAAUGAUCAACAGGAGCCUGCUUCAGACCAAAAUCCAGCUCCUGAGAGAGUCCAUCAGUCGACGUCUGGGCUCGGAGGUUUUCCAGAAGCUCUACGAGAACCUGAAGGAGGCCAGAGGGCAGCGAGGGGACGCCGAUGGAGAGGACGAAGCUGUGAAGCUGCUGGACGAGCCUAAUGGUGGAUUCCAGGUGGACCAGCUGCUGUUUUAUGAGGAGGAGCUGCAGAGACUGAAGAAGCAGAACACUUUCACAGAAGUUCAACAUCAAAUCGGGCAUAAAAACACCUGAAUCUGUGUCAGAAGACGGAGCAGGUUGGUCUGUUGAAGUCCAGUAACUUCCACAUCCAGAACCGACUCCACAGUCCAGAUAUGAGUGAGGCUGAUCAGUGGUAAUGAGACCAAACCCUCCACUGCGUCUUUUUAAAGCCUGAACCCCACCGGGCUCUGCAGGGCCGCGGGCUUGUUUAAAUUAACUCACACCUCUGAUAGUUAAUGGAAAUAUAACUCAGCAGCAGAACCAACAGCGUUAGGAAAAUAUGAUCACAGCCCUGAGGGAGCUCAUGAUUCACUUUUCCUUUUUCCCCUGAAUCCAGCGAAGACGAGGCUGAAAUGAAAAGUUUUAUUUUUACUCCGUCUGUGUGAGUCUGCCUGUGAAACGUGAAGCAGAAGCCGCCUGAUGCGACUCCUGACGGCGAGCCGAAGCUUCCAGCUGUGUUGUUCUGUUCCUGCCACAGUUUGUUGUGCAGCGAUCAGCCUUUUAUCACAGCGCAGCUUCUUUGUUGCAGCUCCACACAAAUCCUGUUACGUUAUCAGGUGUAACAUCGAGGUCGCACACACGAUUUCUGCCGGCUUGAUCUGCACACGGCGGAUUUAGAAACGCACCGAAGCUCUGCUGCCUUCACCAAUACCUGGAUUCCAUCAGUCUCAGCUCGGUGGGACGUUUACAGGCGUUUACUGACAUGAAGCUGCAUUAGUCAGACGUCAGACACACUCGGCUUACUGUCAACUCACAGCUGACAAAGUGGAGUUCAGCAAAACACAUGUGACUGUUUUCUGCUUCUUUUCAGAAAUAGUUGUAUGUUUGAAUGUUUAGAGCUCAAAACGUUGGUAAAAUGGAAUCUGCAGAACGUUGUAUAGAUUAUACGAUGGGUUCCCUCAAUAACGUCCCCAAAACAUCCUCAGAACAUUAAAGGUAGAACGUUCCUUUUUUGUAAAAGUCUUAUAUAGAACUUUCUGUCAUUGGAGAGCCAACAUUUUUUGUUUGUAAUUGUCAUGGAAACAUCUUGGAAAAGAAUGUUCUAUAAUGUGUUUCCUCAACAAACCCCAGAAAUGUCCUCAGAACAUUGCAGGAAGAAUAUUACAUCUCUGUUGUAUCACAUAGCAAGAAUAUUUUAUACAAAGCAUCUGAGGCCUUGAUAACAUUUGGAAAACUGUAGAACCUAAUCUGUGUUCCUGAGAGAACAUUAUAUUAGCUUUAUAGGAACAUCACUGGAAAUUGAAAUAUUCUUAAGAUGUUCUUUGAACAUUUGAUUGAAAUGUUUUAUUAAAUAAAUUACUUCAACUUUCA